AAAUAUAACAAAACGGAUCCUACACAGAGUAGUGAUAGUGUAGAGGUUGAGCCCGACGAAAGUACACCCCUUAUGAUGGAUGGCCACGUCGGUGCCCCUCAAAUAAGUUGCAAUAAUACCAUAAGUGGUGGUGCCAGUCAUGUGCGCCAGCAACGACGCAAGGUGGAACAAUUAAAUAAUUAUGGUACAACAGCGGAUAGUAAUAGAGAUCAAACGGAUGCGGCCAUAUUAGAUGUUCCCGGUGUGGAAAUAAGAAGUCGUGGCGGCCAUCGUAAUGCUGGCGAUGAAAACCCCAAUGAUGGUAUACCCGGACCAUCGGGUUCGCAUCCACCAACUGUGGAAGAAGAGGAACAGGGUUUAAAAUAUGGAGCCCAACAUGUCAUUAAGAUAUUUGCUCCCGUUUCAUUGUGCAUGCUUGUGGUAGUGGCCACAAUAAAUUCCAUUACAUUUUACACCUACACGGAUACAUAUUUAUUAUAUACUCCAUUUCAUGAACAAUCCGAGGACAAGGGUACAAAACUAUGGAAUGCCUUGGCCAAUUCACUGAUAUUGCUCUCUGUGGUUGUGGUAAUGACCAUUGUCUUAAUUGUGCUCUAUAAGAAACGUUGUUAUCGAAUUAUCCAUGGCUGGUUGAUAUUGUCCUCAUUUAUGCUAUUGUUUAUCUUUAGCUAUUUGUAUUUGGAGGAACUACUACGAGCCUACAAUGUGGCCAUGGAUUAUCCAACGACUCUAUUGAUUUUAUGGAAUUUUGGUGUAAUGGGCAUGAUUGCCAUACACUGGCAGAGCCCCCUGAAACUUCAGCAGGCAUAUUUAAUUUUUGUAUCUGCUUUGAUGGCUUUGGUAUUUAUUAAAUAUUUACCCGAAUGGACAGCAUGGGCGGUAUUGGCGGCCAUUUCAAUAUGGGAUUUAAUUGCUGUGUUAACUCCAAAGGGCCCAUUGCGUAUUCUGGUCGAGACAGCCCAGGAAAGAAAUGAACAAAUUUUCCCGGCUUUAAUUUAUUCUUCUACAAUUCUGUAUACCUUCAUGGGUACCACUGGAGGCCCGCAACGCAAUAACUCCUCGGGUUCCAAUUCACCCAACUCACCGCAUACCUCUAAUACCAGUUCAACAUCUGUUUCAAGGCAAACAGGUAACACCGCAGCUGAUCCAAAUGCUGAAGGUAUGCCUCUAGUGACAUUUAAAAUGCGCGGAAAUGAGGCAGCCGGUUUCACCGAGGAAUGGUCCUCAAAUCUGGAUGAACGUGUUGCCAGACGCCAAAUUGAGGUACAGGCCAGCACCUCGGAUAGUGCCAAUCGCUCAACAAAUUAUCGUACAGUUACCGCCCAGGAGGAAAGGCCACAUUUGGGCAGUAAUAUGACAGAGGCCCAGGAGGAACGUGGCAUAAAACUUGGCCUGGGAGAUUUCAUAUUCUAUUCGGUAUUGGUGGGCAAGGCCUCAUCCUAUGGAGAUUGGGCUACAACGAUUGCCUGUUUUGUGGCCAUAUUGGUGGGCCUGUGCUUGACUCUGGUCCUCUUGGCUAUAUGGCGUAAGGCCCUACCGGCCUUACCCAUUUCCAUAUUUUUUGGUUUAUUCUUUUGCCUCAUAACAAGCGUGAUAGUCAAACCGUUUAUGGAGGAGCUUUCCGAUCAGCAGGUUUUCAUAUGA
Molecule: messenger RNA, 1644 nt
Organism: Musca vetustissima
Lineage: Eukaryota; Metazoa; Arthropoda; Insecta; Diptera; Muscidae
Product: presenilin homolog
Exons: 8
Coding region: 73-1644 (523 amino acids)
Biological process (GO): negative regulation of apoptotic process; amyloid precursor protein catabolic process; amyloid-beta metabolic process
Cellular component (GO): mitochondrial inner membrane; apical plasma membrane; dendritic shaft
Molecular function (GO): aspartic endopeptidase activity, intramembrane cleaving
Source: RefSeq, a predicted model, not a curated record